Colletotrichum graminicola M1.001 is the source of this 1620-nucleotide messenger RNA. RefSeq names its product major facilitator superfamily transporter. Bases 1 to 1620 code for a protein of 539 amino acids. Gene Ontology annotation, molecular function: transmembrane transporter activity. The transcript is spliced from 3 exons. The record is from RefSeq and is a predicted model, not a curated record. Gene Ontology annotation, biological process: transmembrane transport. Lineage: Eukaryota; Fungi; Ascomycota; Sordariomycetes; Glomerellales; Glomerellaceae.
AUGUUGCCUCUCAGAAAACAGGCGCCGGCUCUCUUCUUAUGGCUCCGCUGUGGUCGAAUCACCUCGAACCCAAUGCAGAUGGCGUCCGGUACGUCUUCCGAGGAGAAGCACGGGAAUGAGCAGCUGCAACACCACGCCGGCUCAACAGACCUUCUCUCGUCUUCAGAGCCCGAUAGCUCUCGCGAGGCGGAGAAACAGCCGCAGCACGACGUCCAGCUUACGGUGCACUGGGAUGAGCCGGAAGGCCAAGACCCGGAGAACCCCAUGAACUGGCGGCCGUUGGUGAAAUGGGCCAACAUCCUCACCAUCUCCGUCAUCAGCUUCCUGGUACCCCUCGUGUCGUCAAUGCUCGCGCCGGCGGUGCCGCAGGUCAUGGCCGAGUUCCAGACCACCUCGGCGACGUUCGCGACCUUUGUCGUGUCCAUCUUCGUGCUGGGCUUCGCCUGCGGGCCGCUGCUGCUGGCGCCGCUGAGCGAGCUCUACGGCCGUGUGCCCGUCUACAACGCGACCAACGUGCUGUUCCUGGCCGCUACCAUCAUGUGCGCCGUCUCGCACGGCGAAAGCAUGCUGCUCUUCUCCCGCUUCCUGUCCGGCUUCGCCGGCGUAGCCACCAUCACUAUCGGCUCCGGUACCAUCGCCGACCUGAUGCCGCGCGACGAGAGAGGCAGGGCCGUGUCUAUCUGGUCCGUCGGCACCAUCCUCGGCCCCAUGGUCGGUCCCGUCAUCGGCGGCUCCGUGACGGAGAGACUGGGCUGGAGGUGGAUGUUCUUCGUGAUCUCCAUCGUCAUCGGGGUCGUUUGCAUCAUCGCGUUCCUCGUCCUGAGAGAAACGUAUCCGCCCGUGCUACUGGAGAGAAAAGCAGCGAGGAUCCGCAAAGAAACAGGAAACCCUAAUUACCGGUCCAGUCUCACGCCCGACUACACACCCGGGGAGCUCUUUAGACGCAGCAUAGCGCGCCCGAUGCGGCUGCUCCUCUGCUGCCCCUUCGUCACAGUCCUGUGCGCCUAUGUCGCCGUCCUCUACGGCACCCUCUACCUCCUCUUCGCCACCUACUCGUUCGUCUUCACCGAGGUGUACGGCUUCUCCACCGUCGCCGUCGGCCUCGUCUUCCUUCCCGGGGGCCUCGCCACGCUAUGCGGCGCCUUCUACGUUGGCGCCUUCAGCGACAGGACGCUCAAACGGCGCGCGGCCGCCCGCGGUGUCAACGCGCCUGAGGACCGACUCGCGCCCAUCAUUACGUUACCCGGGGCCCUGGCCUUCCCUGCGGGCUUAUUCGCCUACGGCUGGCUUGUCGAAGGACACAUCCACUGGGCCGCUCCACUUGCUGGCACGGCCGUGACCGGGUUUGGGUCCAUUCUCGUCUUCACGGGCAUUCAAACAUACCUCAUCGACGCGUUCGAGGGGUACGCUGCCAGCGCCGUGGGCGCCAACGCGGUACUCAGGGGCAUUGCGGGCGCUGUCAUCCCGCUCAGCGGCCUUGGUCUGUACGAACGCCUCGGAUGGGGAUGGGGGAACAGCCUGCUGGCGUUCUUGGCGAUGGCGCUCGCCCCUUUGCCGUUGGUGUACGGCGUGUAUGGCGCCAGGAUCCGGAACAUGCCAUGCAACAAGGUGACUUUCUGA